AUGUGGUCACAUGUCGAAGGCAUGACGCUUGCCCUCAAUGAUGGCAUAGCGGAAUGCAACAUGCUCCAUAGCUCCGAGGGAAGUGCAAAGCGCUCUAUACUCAUCGGCGCCGCUCUUCUAAUCACACUCGAGAUCCUCGGUGACAAAACGCUUCUCGAAUAUGAUCUUUCGGACAUUCGCAACGCCGGUCUUGGCCUAAUUCACCUUCUAUAUUUCGUGCACAGCAUGGAUUUGCCUUGCAGACUUAACGACAAUGGAUGGAAGUCCAAGGUCUUGGAAAAGGCUGAUGGUUAUGAAAUGGCCAUAGAAGACACACCAGUAUAG
Letharia columbiana is the source of this 324-nucleotide messenger RNA. RefSeq lists its product as uncharacterized. The record is from RefSeq and is a predicted model, not a curated record. The transcript is spliced from 2 exons. Bases 1 to 324 code for a protein of 107 amino acids. NCBI's taxonomy places the organism in Eukaryota, Fungi, Ascomycota, Lecanoromycetes, Lecanorales, Parmeliaceae.